Molecule: messenger RNA, 2831 nt
Organism: Leucoraja erinaceus (little skate)
Lineage: Eukaryota; Metazoa; Chordata; Chondrichthyes; Rajiformes; Rajidae
Product: proprotein convertase subtilisin/kexin type 4-like
Exons: 15
Coding region: 428-2800 (790 amino acids)
Biological process (GO): peptide hormone processing
Cellular component (GO): trans-Golgi network; Golgi membrane
Molecular function (GO): serine-type endopeptidase activity
Source: RefSeq, a predicted model, not a curated record
ACUCGGGAGAACCAUCCUGGACGAGGUCACGUGAGCGCCGGGUUCCCGACCUGGUCAACCCGGCCAACCACCGACGAGGCCGGCCGGUGACGUCAGUGGCCGGCAACCGGCGGGCUCGAGAGACGACCGUUGCUUCGGCGGCGGCCGACGGGGCGGGGGCGGCCUUAGCGCCUCCUUUUGCACCAUUAAACGAUAACAAUCCACUUGACAUCGACGAGAGAGGGAGAGGGCAAGGCGCGCACCGUCGGGCCGAGUUCCCGGUGCCUGGGUGGUUGGAGGAAUGUGCGGGGGGUGUUGACGUGUGGCGGGCAAUUGACUGCCACCCCCCCCCUCCCCGCCUCACCUCACAUGGCGGAAGGUGACAUGAUGUGGGAGGGAAGCGAGCGGCAGGGAACUCGCUGCCCGGCUUCCUAACUCCCUCACCGCCAUGUCCUGCCGCCGCCACCGCCGCCUCCUCCACCUACUACUACUGCUGCUGCUCGUCCCCGGCGCCCGCCAGCCCUUCGCCGGCACCCGGGCCGUGCGCGCCCCCGACGCCAGCCCACUCUACACCAACACCUGGGCCGUGCGCGUCCCCGGCGGCGCCGAGCACGCGCGCAGCAUCGCCCGCAGGCACGGCUUCAUCAACUUCGGACGGAUUUUUGAAGAUGAAGAUUAUUACUAUUUUAAGCACAAAGCUGUGUGGAAGCGGUCUAUCAAUCCACACCAAAUGCGACAUAGGCGGCUGGAAAUGGAGCCCAAGGUGACGUGGCUGCAACAGCAAGUUGUGAAAAGACGCCAGAAACGCUCAUUUUUCAUUCCAUCAGAUCCGUUAUAUCAUAAGCAGUGGUACUUGAACAAUGAAAUACCUAAUGACCUGAAUGUUCUGUCGGCCUGGAAGCGUGGUUAUACAGGCAAGGGGAUUGUCAUCACGAUAUUGGAUGAUGGAAUAGAGAAGAACCACCCAGAUUUGGCUGCAAAUUAUGAUCCUGAUGCAAGCUUUGACAUAAACGAUAAUGACCCAGAUCCUCAACCAAGAUACAACUAUAAUGAUGAAAAUCGACACGGGACACGAUGUGCUGGGGAAGUGGCUGCAGUGGCAAAUAACAUCUGUGGAGUUGGAGUAGCAUUCAAUGCCAAAAUUGGUGGAGUAAGGAUGCUUGAUGGAGAGAUUACAGAUGUAGUGGAGGCUCGCUCUCUGAGCCUUAACCCUCAACAUAUUCACAUCUAUAGUGCUAGCUGGGGCCCAGAGGACAAUGGGCAGACUGUGGAAGGUCCAGCAAUGUUAGCAAGUCGGGCAUUCCUUAAGGGCAUUACAAAUGGACGAGGUGGUCUUGGUUCCAUCUUUGUCUGGGCAUCUGGAAAUGGAGGUUUCCAGUAUGAUAACUGUAAUUGUGAUGGCUAUACAAACAGUAUCUACACACUGUCCGUGGGCAGCACAACUGAACAAGGGAACAUACCUUGGUACAGCGAAGCCUGUUCUUCAACACUAACUACCACUUACAGCAGCGGGACCAGAAUGGAAAAGCAGAUCGUUACAACAGAUCUGCGGUUACGAUGCACUGAAAAGCACACUGGGACGUCAGCAUCUGCACCACUUGCUGCUGGGAUCAUAGCUCUUGCUAUGGAAGCAAAUCCUGCACUGACUUGGCGUGAUAUGCAGCACCUUGUAGUGAGAGCAUCUAAACCUCUUAAUUUGAAAGCGGAUGACUGGGCCAAAAAUGGAGUGGGGCGUAAAGUGAGCCACCAUUAUGGAUAUGGACUACUAGAUGCUGGACGUCUGGUGGAUUUAGCAACAAAAUGGUUGACUGUUCAUCCACAGAGGGAAUGCUCCAUAGAGAUUAUUAAAUCCCCCCAAGUGAUUUCUGACAAGCUUGUUAUCAAGAAGCACAUCAAUGCAUGUUCUGGAACAAAAGAUUAUAUUCGAUCUCUUGAACACGUGGAAGCUCGAAUGUCAUUGAGUUACACUCGACGAGGUGAUCUGAGGAUUUAUCUUAUUAGUCCUAGUGGGACGUGUUCCAACCUUGUUGAUGUAAGACCACAUGAUGCAUCACCCCGUGGUUACAGAGACUGGACCUUCAUGACUAUACACUGCUGGGAUGAAGACCCUAAAGGAGUUUGGACUCUUAAGAUUGAAAACAAAGGAAGUUCCAGAAACACAGGAGUUUUGUCCUACUUUAAGAUGCAAUUGUAUGGUACUGAGGAAGACAUGAUGGCAAGACGUAUGAAAGACACAGUAAUCAAUGACUGUGGGAAAUGGAAUGAAGAUGGACUCUGUCAAGAAUGUCGUGGUGCAUUUGUCAUUUUUGGACGCCAUUGCCUCAGUGACUGCCCUCCACACUAUUACAGUGUUGCAAGGACCUUAAAUAAAACAGUAAAUGGUGUUCACAAAACUUUGGCAGUAUUGGCCUGUGACCCUUGCCAUUCAUCUUGCUACUCUUGCAAUGGCAGUUCUCAAAAUGACUGUGUGACAUGUCCGUCAUUUUCUAAUUAUGAUGAAAAUCAGCAUUCUUGUUCACCUCCAAUUUACCCAAGUCGUUCCAAUAUGAAUGAACGGGAAGACCAAAAACAUGGACUUUAUAAAAUUGCUGUGAUACUUGCAAUCCUCAUCGGAGCACCAGUUGCUGUGAUGUGUUGCGUAAUGUCAUUGUCAUGGCUUAUAUGCCGUUUGAAUAUUGGGCAAGCUUUCAUUGUAACCACUUCGGCAACUGGAGCCACAGAAGCAACGCAAUUACAGGUACAUCGUGACACUACAGAUGAGGGAACUGGAAGCAGCGAGACAGAAUCUACUUAUUUUCUUACACAUUUGGAUCAACAAUAGACUUAUUAAAAAUAAAUCUAUUUAACAUGCA